This is a messenger RNA of Medioppia subpectinata, 636 nucleotides long. The record is from the annotation of a GenBank genome assembly. Lineage: Eukaryota; Metazoa; Arthropoda; Arachnida; Sarcoptiformes; Oppiidae.
AUGGUCGGUGUCAAAGAGAGCAUAAAAUACUAUGACUUCUUCGACAUAAAGGAGCGCUGGAUCUUAAUGGUUGGGUGCAGUUGUGACGAGACUACCAACAAUUUCCAGCAUCUUAUCCAUUGGCCUCUGUUUUAUACUCUUUGGCCAUUCAAGAGCACAACCAUAUUAAAUUCAAUUCAGUUGCCAUAUAAUAAUUGGCUAAAACUGGAGUCAAAACGUAAAGUGCUAUACGAGUGGACAUUAAGCUCACGAGUCGUUAGGACUAAAUACGGCGGACUUCGGGGCUCUAUUGUCACACUUCCUAAUAAAAACCUACAGCCGGUCGAAGUGUUUUUGGGCAUUCCGUAUGCAUCGCCACCGACUGGCAAAUUGCGUUUCAUGCCUCCGGUGACACCGGCCAUCUGGUCCGGCACUCGCAGUGCACACACAUUAGGCUCUGUUUGUCCGCAAAAAUUAAUUAAUAUAAGCAAUGAAACGGAAUCUCUGAAGACUAUGACAACGGGUCGACUCAAUAUAUUGAAGCGCUUAUUACCAGCGCUUCACAACCAAAGCGAAGACUGUCUGUAUCUCAAUAUCUAUGCGCCGGCAAACGACAGCCAUUUGUUGGACGGAUAUCUCAUACAAAGUGAUGACUAG